UUUUAUUAUUAUCGCUCGAUUGAUCACAAUUUUUAAAUUUUCACUUCGCAAAAUUCUUAUUGUUAUAAAUAAAUUGAAUAGAUUCUAAAAAUUUAUCAAAAAUUUCAAAUGGGAUCCGAUCCGGAACCGCCACCAAAAAAGUCCGGUCUUCAAUUUUGGCGUGAAACACUGAAUGGAGCCAGAUACAUUUUGGCCCCAAUGGUCGAUCAGAGCGAGCUGGCGUGGAGGUUAUUGAGCAGACGAUAUGGGGUUGAACUAUGUUACACGCCGAUGUUUCUAUCUUCGGUGUUCAUCAAGGACGCCACUUAUCGAAAGGAGGCCAUGGCAAGUUGUGAGGGGGACAGACCACUCAUUGUGCAGUUUUCUGCAAACAACCCUGAAUCUCUGUUAAAAGCGGCCAGAUACGUCGAGAAUAGUUGUGAUGCUGUCGAUUUGAACCUUGGCUGUCCCCAAAGUAUAGCUAAACGGGGUCAUUACGGGGCUUACCUGCAAGAUGAUUGGCAGUUGUUGCAUGAUAUGAUCAGUUUGUGUCACAGAGAACUCAAAGUUCCCAUUACGUGCAAAAUCAGAAUCUUCGAAGACAUCGAAAAGACAAUAAAAUAUGCACAAAUGCUGGAGAGGGCUGGGGCCCAGCUUUUGACAGUGCAUGGGCGAACUAGAGAGCAGAAGGGUGUCAACAUGGGUCUGGCUAGCUGGGAGCAUAUCAGGGCCGUAAGACAAAACGUCAAAAUCCCGGUUUUUGCAAACGGCAACAUCCAAUAUUUCGAAGAUAUAGCCCGCUGCCUGUCAAUCACCGGGGUCCACGGUGUCAUGGUGGCCGAGGGCAGUCUGCACAAUCCCGCCAUCUUCACUAAUCACCUACUUCCGGUUUGUCGCCUUGCAGUCGAGUAUUUAGACAUUGUGGAGAUGUACCCGUGCCCCAUCGCGUUCGUUCGGGGCCACCUUUUUAAGCUUAUGCACCAUGCUCUUUGUGUGCAUUCUCAUUUACGUGAUGUCCUGGGUGUCUGUAAGACGUUGACGGAUGUUCGGAGCGUGGUUUCAGAGGUCGAGAGAUUGUCACUGGCAGAUAUUGAAGAGCACGAGAGGGAGUCUUCUCAAUCAGGCCAUCAAACGCAACAAACGCCAUAUUGGAUUUGUCAGCCAUACGUCAGACCAGACAACAAAACCCAAAUGAAAAAAGCAACUGAUGACGACAACGCCGGCAGUGACGUUAUCAACAGUAACAACAACAACAAUAACAACAACAACAACAAUAAUAAUAAUAAUAAUAACAUUUCUCGCAACAAGUUGAAAAAGUUGAAGAGAGUCGGCAACAUCAAGCCAGCAUUUCAUAAUCAGGCCGAGAAAAAAGUGAAGUUUGAAAUCUGUACAUGCGGUCAUCCGAAAGGUUUAAAGUGCUCUUUUGACAAAUGCAAGAUUUGUUGCAAGUCGCUGGUCUUCAAGCUGCUGAAAGAAUGCCCUGGUCACAAGUUGUUUCUGCGAAAACGGAAACAUUCUGACGUCACAGCCGGUGACGAUGGCGAACGUUUAAAAGCGGAAAAAGAUUCUAAAAUCAACGGCGAUGAUGUCGUCGUUAAAAGGGAUGUGACGUAGUAGUGAUGGGCGAGAUUGCCGAAAUGUAGAAAUUACUUUUCCUGACUGAAAAAUUUUCAUUAUGUUUUAGGAUAAUGAUUUUUCCAUUCUUGGUGCUGUUGUUUGGUUUUGGUUUAUCCUGUGUUCUGCUUGUUCGUUUAUUAUUAUUAUUAUUAUUGUUGUUGUUGUUAUUAUUAUUAUUAAUAUUUAUUAUUAUUUUGUUGUUGUUUUUGUCUCUUGGUUAUGUUUUAAUGUUGUUGUGUGUCUGUCUGUCUGUCUGUCUGUGUGUCUGUCGCUGUUGUUCUAGAUACACGUGUCUGUGUGUUUUAUUGGUAGUAUAUUUAUUUAAUAUUUAUUUACUUAAGUUUUAUAAGUAAGUUGAUUAAAAAAUGUCUCUUGCAGUUUGCGGAUUUUGUUCGUGCGGUUAGUAGCGGACGCAGUUUUAUGUCAUCUCUUUUUUUAAUAAAUAAAUAAAUUUGGCGCCAAAAAUUGAUGGCAAAGAAAACAGCGCCCUUCCUCGGGGGACUGGAUCUCUGGACGAGGAUUGACUGAUUAUUUUUUAAUA
Helobdella robusta is the source of this 2137-nucleotide messenger RNA. RefSeq lists its product as hypothetical. Gene Ontology annotation, molecular function: tRNA dihydrouridine synthase activity; flavin adenine dinucleotide binding. The coding region runs from base 109 to 1593 and encodes 494 amino acids. Gene Ontology annotation, biological process: tRNA processing. The record is from RefSeq and is a predicted model, not a curated record. NCBI's taxonomy places the organism in Eukaryota, Metazoa, Annelida, Clitellata, Rhynchobdellida, Glossiphoniidae. The transcript is spliced from 10 exons.